CCUUCUCAUGCCUACUGCCGCUUUAAUGUCCAUGGUCCCUGAGUUCGUUUCCACGGCAGCCCGCGGCGAUAGAUCAAACUGUUUAACUCGCUCGAAAGGUUUGCGGAGCUAGUACGGAGUUUGGACGGUUUUCUCCUUUUUCUUUCUUCGCAAUACAGUGUAUCGGGAACGAUGUAUGCCGGUCCGACGAUGUGUUAAUUAGCCCGCGAAAAAAUGUCUGCUUAUUUGUAAGAGUGUGUCUGGCACAUAUACGCUACGUUUACGACGCACAGCGAACGAAAGACCGAUUCGAUUUCGUUAAAGAAGAAAAAAACCAGAGGAUGGAAGCGUCGAUUGGAGUGACAAGUCCCGCAGGAUUUUCGCCGGCGGAGCGUGAAGUUGUCUUGGAGGUCCUGGAGGAAUGUGCGGACUCAUUGGCAGUUUACCAAAAUACCUUGCGACAACAAUCGGCGACAAGAGACGACGCCACUAAUAUUUUUUCCAAUGUUGAGAUUUCGGAAACGUCUAUUCUACAGACGCUCACCGGAGGCGCAGCGGGUAUGACGGAUUCACGGAGGGAAGCUGCGCGUGAAAAGCUUCGACGAGACAGUUUAUAUGUUAGCGGUAUAAUACGAGACUUGAAGCGAGAAAUUAACGAACACGGAACCAUCGAGGUAUUAACCAAGGAGAUCGAAAAAAUCACGUCGCAGGAAGAACAGGAGCAGCUUGUAAUAGAAGAAAAUAAAAGGAUGCGGACGAUCGUGGUAGAGUUACGAAAAGCGAUUGCCGAUAAGAAAACAGCGCACGAGAAGGAGGAGGAGCGUUUAACGAAGAAGCUCACUUUAACACGGGACGAGAAGGAGAGGCUGAAACUAAUUAAGGACGCGGAGAUGAAAUAUGUCCGAGUGUGGGAAGCGGCACGUCGGGAGCAGUACGUGCUGCGUUACGAGUUGGAUUUGGACGAAUUGAAAAAGACUUUGAAUGAUCAUUGCGUGCGCGUGAGGAACGAAAAUCACGUGAAUGAUGUAUUGACGCGUUAUCUGACGCGGCGUAUAGCGCUCGUCGAGAAUCGGAUCGAGCAAUGGCGGCAGAGAUACGAUCGGGAGAAGAAAAUGUACGAGGAGGAGAUCCGCAAAGUACGCAAUGAGAUCGAAGAUGCUCGAAAAUACUUGGAGGAACUUACAACGGAGUAUCGCAAUAACCAGGAAUUCAUCGACACGUACCUCGCGGAGCAGGAGGCGCUCCGAAGACAAAAGGAGCACGAGGAUCAUGUACAGCGUAGCACAAUCAAGAUGCAAGCCUGGUGGCGGGGCGUCAUGGUGCGCCGGAAGCUGGGGCCGUAUCGACCUGAGGAGAAAAAGAAGAAGAAGCCCGUUAAAACAAAGAAAUAACUCUCUUCCCCCUUUCGCCCGGUACUCUUAAAUUACUAACGUAAUUGCGUCGAUAUCGUGAUUCGUUCAACCUGAUUGGGCGAACGACUCUAUUAAUCUGUCAGUGAUCUAACCGAGGUCACGGCUGUUUAUAAUUGAUCUACUAUCGUGCCCUAGUAAUUUGAAUCUCGAAACGCGCACCGGGCGAACAUCGAGUGAAGCGCGUCAAAAUUAUUUUGAUUCGUUCACCCAAUUCAGAUUUGAGAGAAAUCAAAGAGGCAGAGUUUGCGCGGUGAU
Messenger RNA from Temnothorax curvispinosus, 1646 nucleotides. Its product is annotated as dynein regulatory complex protein 9. Bases 321 to 1370 code for a protein of 349 amino acids. Gene Ontology annotation, biological process: cilium organization. The transcript is spliced from 7 exons. Gene Ontology annotation, molecular function: protein binding. Gene Ontology annotation, cellular component: cytoplasm; motile cilium. NCBI's taxonomy places the organism in Eukaryota, Metazoa, Arthropoda, Insecta, Hymenoptera, Formicidae. The record is from RefSeq and is a predicted model, not a curated record.